UCGUAUUUUAAUAAUUUUUUAAUUAAUUUUAACUAUUUUUCCGCAAAAAUAUGUUUAACAUUUUAUGUACUAAAAUCGCUAACUAACAACACUGUAGGUACUAAAAAAUACAACAGUGUGGAUUAUUAGUGUUUUCAACAAUGACAACAAUUUAAAUAACUGACAAUUGCUUACACACACACAUGCAAACAAACAAAAAAUAAAAAAACAAAUCAAGUAAAUUUUUGUUUUAAAUUAAACUAAAGUCAAAGAAAAAUUCAAUAAUAAAAUAAAGUUUUUUAAAGUGAUAACAUGAAUAAAAUGUAUGUCCAAAAAUUCCGUAAGGAAUGGCUAAGUAACGAAAAAUUUAAGGAUUGGAUAAAAGAGUCCGAAGAUUCUGGAAAAGCCUUCUGCAUAUAUUGCAAAUGCGAUAUUUUGGCGAAGUUUAGUUGUUUGGAGAAACACGCAGAAACAAAAAAACAUGAAAGUGCUAUUGGGUAUAUUACAAAAAAUAAACCCAUUCCAUUCAAACCCGUAAGCUUUAAACUUCAACAGCAGGAAGCUGCAUUAUGUAUGUACAUUGCUGUUCAUAGCUCAAUUAAGCCAGUAGACCACUUAGGUGAACUUUGUAAAGCAAAGUUUGACUGCGCAUCAAUAAAGCUACACCGUACAAAAUGCAGCAAAAUAAUAAAAAAUGUCCUCGGCCCACAUUUUAAUGAAGAACUUACCAAUGACAUCGGCAAUAGUUACUACAGUAUUUUAAUCGACGAGUCAACAGAUGUAUCUUUCACAAAAACUUUAGGUUUGGCAAUAAUUUACUUCAGCCAAAGAAAAAAUGUAAUUGUUUCUACAUUUUUAAAUAUCGAAGAAAUUCCUAAUGGAACUGCCGAAAGCAUUGUUAUUUCUUUAAAAGAUACCCUGCAAAAAUUUAAAUUAAAUAUUAAUAAAUUAGUCGGAAUUGGUACUGACAAUGCCAAUGUAAUGAUUGGUAAAAAUAAAAGCGUCCAUGUGGCACUAAAAAAAGAUGUUCCUGAUUUGGUUCUUGUGAAAUGCGUAUGCCACUCAUUACAGCUUGCAGUAAACCAGUCCUUGAAAGACUUUUUACCCACAAAUUUGGAAUUUAUUGUUUAUGAAACAUUCAACUGGUUUUCAAAGAGCUCUAAUCGUCAACAAUCCUAUAAAACUUUAUACGAAAAUUUGAAUGGAAAAGAGCCGUUAAAAAUUACUAGAAUUUCAGACACAAGAUGGCUAUCUGUAGAAAUUGCGGUUGUAAGAAUAUUGUUCCAAUGGGAUGAACUAAAGUUACAUUUUGAAAUGGCAAACAUAAAUGAAAAAUGCCACAAAGCUAAAAUCUUAUACGAAAUGUAUAGGGACGAAACAAUUCAUCUAUAUUUACUUUUUUUGAAACCAGUUUUGCAUGAAAUACAAAUUGUUAACAAAGUCUUUCAAAGCAAUGAAAAUGACCCAACGCGCCUUUUAAAAGAAAUAACUCUAUUAAUUAACUUCCUUAAAAAAAAAUAUUCGAUAACGAAAUUAUAGAUGUAUUAUACGACGACUUCGAAGAUAAAAUUUUGUACACCUGUAGUCUUGGUUAUGAAUUCGAAAUGCAUCUGGAAAAAUUAAAAAACACAGAGGUAAAAGCAUAUAGAGAUGCCGGAGGGAACAAGAGAUUCGAGGAGAUUGCCAAUUUUGUUUUAAAACUUCUCUGUCUUCCGUGGUCUAAUGCGGACGUUGAACGUGUGUUCAGUCAAAUGAACAUCGUAAAGACAAAUAUAAGAAACCGAUUACACCUACAGACAGUAAAUUCUGUUUUAGCAAUUAGAUACGGAUUAAAAGGAAGCGGAAAGUGUUGUUACCAAUACGAUGUCCCAACGAAUUACCUGAAAUUAAUUGGAUCGAGUGAAUGCUAUGAUUAUAAUAAUAAUGAUGAUAAUGACGAUGACAAUGACUGGAUUUUUUAAAUUCAUCAAAUUAUUUUCGACAACUUAUGUGAUCAAAUAUGAAUUUUAAAAGUUAAUUUUUGAAUAGUAA
Lucilia cuprina (Australian sheep blowfly) is the source of this 2010-nucleotide messenger RNA. RefSeq lists its product as uncharacterized. NCBI's taxonomy places the organism in Eukaryota, Metazoa, Arthropoda, Insecta, Diptera, Calliphoridae. The record is from RefSeq and is a predicted model, not a curated record. The coding region runs from base 292 to 1518 and encodes 408 amino acids. The transcript has 5 exons.